AUGUCACAAAUAAACCCUCCAUUUAAAGUAAGGGCAAGGUACGGUUGGUCAGGCCAAACAAAAGGUGAUCUAGGUUUCUUAGAAGGUGAUGUUAUGGAGGUUAAAAAAAUUACUGGUGACUGGUUCUACGGUACUCUAUUAAGAAAUAAAAAAUGUUCCGGAUAUUUCCCAAAGAAUUUUGUAAAUUUAAUUCCAUCACAAUCACAAUCCCAGUCACGCUCUCAAUCCCAGUCCCAGUCCCAGUCCCAGUCCCAACCACAGACUCCUACUUCUGCUAGCAACAGACCACAACUUCCCGUAGAUUCAAUCAAAUUACCCCCAAUCCCUUCCCGCUCAGAAAAUAACAAUAAAAAUAUUCAAAACCAGGAUCAAAAAAAUUAUCCAUACCAUUCAACCCCAAACUUACAAAAUUACAUGAGACAGAAAUAUAACGGUAACAACAACAACAACUCUUUACCACCUUUGCCUCCAAUUCCUAAAGUAUCUACCAAAUCUUCAACUACUAAUCACAAUCCUCAUGCCGUUCUAAUCAAAUCACAUUCACUAAAUGAUAUAGGUGUACCUCAUUCAAGAGACUAUAGUUAUUAUAAAGAGAACCAGAACUUUUACGACGGUUUCUAUCCAAGCACCAAUAAUGUCUCAAAACAAACUUCAAAUUCAAAUUCAAAGAUGAAAACAAAUUCCACUCUGUCCUACGAUUACAACCCAUCGUUAUCAUCUUCAGAUCUUUUCUCAAACUCAAAAUAUUUGGAUUCCUCUUUAACAAGUAGUGAGGAUAGCUUUGCUCUGAUGUCUGAUUUCAGUGCAACAAGUGCCGGAAGUUUUGCAAGACACAGAUAUGCACAAUCUUUUAACAAUUCUUCAGAAAGAUCAAAAACUGACCCAAGAGGAAAUGACUCGCAGAAUAUUGGAGGCCCAUCUCCUUAUAAUUCAGCCAUUUCGAAUGGUAACGACUCAUAUAGUGGCAAAGUUGGCGGCUUAUUAAGUAAAUUUAUCUUACGAAGCGCCAACUCCAAUGCUUCUGGUGGAAGCAAUAACAAUAGUUCCACAAAUCUGGAUUCUCAACUUUAUGAAUUACCUAAAUUACCAGAUAUCGGCAACCUAAAUAUUUCAAGAUCGCAUGAUGAUGCCAGAGAUUGGCUAACCGUGAAAACUCAUCUGAAUAGAUCAAGAACGUUGACCAAAUAUGAAAAGCAUCCAAGAUACAUGAGGGCCUUAGAAGAAAAUAGGGAAUUAGUACUACAUCCUCAAGAUUCAAUAUACAAUGGAUUAAAUACCAACGAAGUGAAGGGAAAUGGAAGAGCAGGAUUAACAAAUAUUCAACUUUCCGAAUUGAAUUUUGAAUAUAUCGAUAAGAUUACAAGGAAAAGAUGUAUUAAAAAUAAAUCAAUUCAUUUCGAAACUUGGGUUCAAACUACAUUUUCUGCAAGAUAUUCUUCUCCAAUUGAAAAGUUGAGAGGUAUUUAUAUCUUUUGUACUGAAUUAUUCAAUCUAGUUGACGACAAUGGUCAAACCGAUUUCACUAAGGAACCCAGCAAUUUAAAUAAACUAAUAUUUGAAAACCAUUGUACUCCAUAUGAACUAACAUGGAUUUUUAAGAAAAUUUCCAAUUUAUUAGGAAUCCAAUGUGAAGUUGUAAUUGGGUUUUUGAAGACACCAUCAGCAAACAAUUCAGAAUUUAAAUAUAAUCAUUGUUGGCUAAGAGUUUUAAUAAAUCAAGAAUGGAGAUUUAUUGAUGUCAUCUUGGGUAACAUCACAAAUCCAAUCCAUGAAUUUGUAAAUAAGCAAAACAUUAUUCAUGCAGAUAAUAAUUAUUUCUUGGUCGAACCACUAAGAUUUAUUUAUACACAUAUCCCACCUAGAGAUUACGAACAACAUAUAGUACCAAGUAUCGAUCAAUUAUCAGCAUUAUAUUUACCAUUAGUAUUCCCAUCAUUUUUCAAUAACGAUAUCAAACUGUACAAAUUUAGUACAGCAUUAUCGUACUUACAAGAUAUGGAAAUAUACGAAUGUUCUCUUGAAGUUCCAUUAGACAUCGAAUUAUUUGCUUCAGUAGUUGUACCAAACACUGGUGAUACUGAAAAAUCCAAAAUAUACAACAACAUGGACCUUGCAUUGGUUCAAUUAAAGAAAUUGAAAACCGAGAAUGGUACUAAAAUUGUUAUUAUUAAAGCAGUAUUACCUCCUGAGGUAUCCAGUGGUGAUCUAUAUAUCCAUUCAGGUGUUAGAGGAUUACAAACAUCGAUAGUUAACGUGCAUCCAUUAUCUGCUAUAAUCCCAUUGACACACAAGGGACAAACAAUGAACUUUGAAUUUGUAGUACGUCAACCAUCAGAAAACUCCAAGAAAGUAGAGGAAUACAUUGUUGAACCACAGAACAAAUAUCUAUUCCAAAACAACGAGUACACGUUUGAAAUAGUUCAACAUCCUUACGAUGGUGUAAUCUAUAACAAUGCAUCGUUGAGCAAGAACGUAAUCAAACCAAUCGUUAUUAAGUCACCUAGUGGUAAGAAGUACGAAUUAGAGAAAAUGGAUUAUAAUCUACCGUAUGGUACAUGGAAGAAGAAAGUACCAAUUAAAGAACCUGGUGUUUGGAAAGGUAUGGUCAUUGGUGAUUCUAACGUUGGAUGGUGUACAUUUGCAGAAUGGACAUGUGUUUGA
Vanderwaltozyma polyspora DSM 70294 is the source of this 2661-nucleotide messenger RNA. It is a transcript of the gene CYK3, whose product is annotated as Cyk3p. Bases 1 to 2661 code for a protein of 886 amino acids. The transcript has a single exon. Lineage: Eukaryota; Fungi; Ascomycota; Saccharomycetes; Saccharomycetales; Saccharomycetaceae. The record is from RefSeq and is a predicted model, not a curated record. Gene Ontology annotation, molecular function: protein binding.